AUGGAAGAAUCGAUAAUUUGUGAGCGCUAUGACAAUCUUCUUCGCUCUGUUAAAGAGGCACUUAAUAAAAUGAAAGUUGAUGGUCUUGCAAAACAGCUUCAAAAACACAAAACAUCAAAUUUUUACUCUGCAAAUCGCUUAAAUGAAGUUCUAAAUGAAUAUAUCAAUAGUUGGAGAGAAUAUUAUAUUCAGCAACUUAUUAGUGAUAUACAAGAAGCUGAAUUAACAAAAGAUAAAAUAGAAUAUAAAAUUCAAAGAAUUGAAACCAAAUUCAACUUUCAAAAUCGAGAAAUCAACAAAGAAAAUCAUAAUUUAAGGAAGAAAAGAGCAUCAAUUCGUACAAAAAUUAAAUCCCUACAAGAAAGAUUGGAUGAAUAUGAUGACGGACUCAACCAAAUUGUGUCAUCAGGUAAAAAGAAGCUUAACUAUGCUCAAGAGUCUCUUCAAAUGCUUAAAAAUACAUUAAUGAAUCUAGACAUGGAACUUAACUCUACAAAAACAAAAUUUAAUGCAGAUUUCGCAAUAUGCAUGCGAAAUUAUAAGCAAGUUCAAAAUGAAGUCAAGAGAUCAGCCAUGACCAAUACAUUUGGACAAGUUUCUAUCAAUGCAAUUGAUAGUUUUGAAGCAAUUCAAAAAACAAAUGAAAUUAAGCGCAUUCAAGAUAAAUCAGAAGAACUCUCCAAAGCCAUUACUAAAAUGGUUGGAUUUAUUAACAGUACAUCAGCUUCUUGUAACAUUAAAGAACAAAUUGAUAACCAAUAUUUCCAAAACACAGAAAAACUUCUCACCCAGAUACUAAAGAAUAAGACAAGUGAUUACAUAGAUUCCAGAUUGCGUGCUAGCGGAUCAACACUCAAUUAUACUAACUUUGUCAGCGAAACUAAGAAGAAUUACACAGAAGCUUUACUUAGAAAAGAAAAAGAAGUCGAUGAAAUUAUCAGAAAUGCAAGAUUCAGACAGAAAAAGUUAGAAGAAGAACUUGUUGCCGCUCAGAAAAAGUUAUUAAUGCUACAAAAUGUUGAUAGCGAUGAUGAUCAUAUAAUAGAAGAAUUGCAAAAAACAAGAAAGGAUUUAGAAUCAACAACACAUGUUUUAGAUCAAAAAUUAAGUCAAUUAGCAAUAAAUUCAACAAUGUCGCCACAGCGCAGUACUCUCCAUUAA
Trichomonas vaginalis G3 is the source of this 1161-nucleotide messenger RNA. RefSeq lists its product as uncharacterized. Lineage: Eukaryota; Parabasalia; Trichomonadida; Trichomonadidae. The record is from RefSeq and is a predicted model, not a curated record. The coding region runs from base 1 to 1161 and encodes 386 amino acids. The transcript has a single exon.